AGAGAGAAUACCUGGGAGUUUUUACGAUGUUGAAUUGGGGCGGGGGGGAAAUCAUCCGGUGCGCCAUACCCACGAUGUUGAUGUUGAAAGUCGUGCGCAGCUGUAGGCGUGGGGGGCCGACUCGCCCUUGAAAAGGAAUACCUACAUAGAGUAUAGAUGUUUGGCUUCUACAAUCUCACACCAUUCGAGCAUUUGGUUGUUUACUUUGUACUUGUGAUGCCGUCUCCCGUAUUCUCGGCCGGAGGUGCUUCCGAUAGCUGCGACCCUUGCGGAGGAAGCUAUAGCGUCCGCCUUCCGGUCGAACUAGCGUACAUCUGGAAGAAAAGAAAAAAGGCACGAUCCAGUGAGCCGUUGAGUUUGGCACCCCUGCCUUUGGCGUCUGACAUGUCCUUGUUUGCUUGUUUCUCGUUUUUCUCCCCUUCCCUCAUGGAUAUAGAGUUAGUCAGCGUAUCUGCAGCCUGCGAGGCUUAACUCGUUAAAACCAAGGAAUUGGGACCACCUAGCACUGGCACC
This is a messenger RNA of Colletotrichum godetiae, 513 nucleotides long. RefSeq lists its product as uncharacterized. NCBI's taxonomy places the organism in Eukaryota, Fungi, Ascomycota, Sordariomycetes, Glomerellales, Glomerellaceae. The transcript has a single exon. The coding region runs from base 157 to 471 and encodes 104 amino acids. The record is from RefSeq and is a predicted model, not a curated record.